Messenger RNA from Dicentrarchus labrax (European seabass), 3943 nucleotides. Its product is annotated as collagen alpha-4(VI) chain-like. NCBI's taxonomy places the organism in Eukaryota, Metazoa, Chordata, Actinopteri, Moronidae. The transcript has 18 exons. Gene Ontology annotation, cellular component: membrane. The record is from RefSeq and is a predicted model, not a curated record. Bases 296 to 2842 code for a protein of 848 amino acids.
ACUCUGGGCUGAAGGACAACACGUCUCAACAGCGGCUCAGUGUGAAACUACCAACAAGGUUGACAUCGUGCUGUUAGUGGAUGGCUCCUCAAGCAUCUCCCGUCGAGACUUUCAAAGCAUCCGAUCCUUUGUUUCUACAAUAGUCAAAAACUUCAACAUCCGCCCAUACGGAGUCCAGAUUGGUCUGGUUCAGUACAGUCACGUCCCAAAGACAGAGUGGCACCUGAACACCCACCACAACAAACAGGCCUUGCUGAAGGCCAUAGAAAAUCUGCAACGGCAAGGAGGAGACACCAUGACAGGAAGUGCUCUGCUCUACGUCCUCCAUAAUAUCUUUACACCCAAUAUGGGAAUGCGAGCAGACUCCCAAAGAAUUGUUGUUUUGAUCACUGACGGAGAUUCCCUGGACGACGUACUCCUUCCCUCACAGAGCCUGAAGGAUGCUGGAAUUGAGAUCUUCGCUGUUGGUGUGCGUGAAGGCAACAUGACUGAACUGAGGUCCAUUGGCUCCAAUCCCAAAAAACUUCACGUGUACAGAGUCAAGGACUUUUCGCUUCUUUCGAACAUCGCCAAGAAACUGAUCAUCAGCAUCUGUGACGGCGCUUAUAACUUGGGUGCUUACUGUAAAACCACAUACAAGGCUGAUAUUGUGCUGUUGGUGGAUGACUCCGGAAGCAUCAGCCAAACAGACUUUCAAACCAUGCUGUCCUUUAUUGCUGCAAUAGUCAGAGUCUUCAACAUCGGCCCAGACGGAGUCCAGAUUGGUCUGGUUCAGUACAGUGACGUCCCAAAGACAGAGUGGCACCUGAACACCCACCACAACAAACAAGCCCUGCUGAAGGCCAUAGAAAAUCUGCAACAGCAAGGAGGAAACACCAAGACAGGAAGUGCUCUGCUCUACGUCCUCCAUAAUAUCUUUACACCCAAUAUGGGAAUGCGAGCAGACUCCCAAAGAAUUGUUGUUUUGAUCACUGACGGAGAUUCCCUGGACGACGUACUCCUUCCCUCACAGAGCCUGAAGGAUGCUGGAAUUGAGAUCUUCGCUGUUGGUGUGCGUGAAGCCAACAUGACUGAACUGAGGUCCAUUGGCUCCAAUCCCAAAAAACUUCACGUUUACAGAGUCAAGGACUUUUCGCUUCUUUCGAACAUCGCCAAGAAAUUGAUCAUCAGCAUCUGUGACGGCGCUUAUAACUUGGGUGCUUACUGUAAAACCACAUACAAGGCUGAUAUUGUGCUGUUGGUGGAUGACUCCGGAAGCAUCAGCCAAACAGCCUUUCAAACCAUGCUGUCCUUUAUUGCUGAAAUAGUCAGAGUCUUCAACAUCGGCCCAGACGGAGUCCAGAUUGGUCUGGUUCAGUACAGUGACUUCCCAAUGAUAAAGUGGCACCUGAACACCUACAACACCAAACAAGCCCUUCUAAUGGCCAUAGACACUCUGGAUCACAGAGGAGGAAGCACCAAGACAGGAAUGGCUCUUCACCUCGUCCCCAAUAUGGGAAUGCGAGCAGACUCCCAAAGAAUUGUUGUUUUGAUCACUGACGGAGAGUCCCAGGACGACGUACUCCUUCCCUCACAGAGCCUGAAGGAUGCUGGAAUUGAGAUCUUCGCUGUUGGUGUGCAAAAUGCACAUGAGAAUGAGCUGAGGGCCAUUGCCUCUGAUCCUGAUGAAAUACAUGUGUACAUUGUCAUGAACUUCGCUCAUCUCUCGGAAAUCAUCCACAACUUCCUCAUCAAUCUCUGUGACAGCAUUCAUAGCUUAGAUCCUCUCAGGUUGGUGGGAGGAUCCAGUCGCUGUGCAGGAACUCUGGAGAUGAAACGAGGAGAAUGGAGACCAUUAUAUGCCUCUAACUGGACCCUGAAGUCAGCAGAAGUAGCAUGCAGAGAGCUGGACUGUGGCUCUGCUGUUUCAACAGAAAUCAGAAAUGAGUCCUCAAUCAAAUCUGUGUGGCAGAGGAGUUCUGACUGUGUCCAGUCUGGAUCUGCUAUGAGGGAGUGUGUAUCAUCAGAUUCUUCUUUGUGUAUCCUGGGGAUUACUUGUUCAGACUCUCUAAGGCUGGUGAAUGGGUCUAGUCUGUGCUCAGGCAGACUGGAGGUGAAGUCUAACCAGUCUAACCAGUGGUGGUCCUCAGUGUGUGAAGAUGACUUUGACCAGCAGGAUGCAGAGGUGGUCUGUAGGGAGCUCGGCUGUGGGGCUCCUUCAGUCCUCCAGGGGGCGCUCUAUGGAGAAGUGGAGGCUCCAAUGUGGAGCAAAGAGUUCCAGUGUGGAGGCAAUGAGUCUGCUCUCCUGGACUGUAGAAGCUUAGGCUCAGCUAGAAACACCUGCUCACCUGGAAAAGCUGUUGGACUCACCUGCUCAGAGUCUGUCAGGUUGGUGGGAGGAGACAGUCGCUGUGCAGGAACACUGGAGGUGAAACAGGGAGAAUGGAGACCAGUGAUUGGCUCUGACUGGAACCUGACAUCAGCAUCUGUAGUGUGUAGAGAGUUGAACUGUGGAUCUGCUGUUUUAAUCGUAACAAAGGAAGAGUCCUCAGUCAAAUCUGCAUGGUGGAUCAGUUCUGACUGUGUCCAUUCUGGAUCUGCUCUGAGGGAGUGUGCAACAUCGUCUGUCACUUCCUACAUCCUGAAUAUCACUUGUUUCGAUCCAACAGUUCAUAUGAUCAGAGUGGUCGUCCUGCUGCUGACUCUGCUGGUGGUGACCACCGCCCUCUAUUUCUACUGUAAGGCCAGCAGGGGCCAGAAGCCGGGCAGACAGGAGAACAUUGAGCUGGAUGAUUAUAACCUGGGUGUUCCUGCAGCUGGAGGAGGUCCGACUGAAGAGGAAGGUGCUCAGGGAGCAGAGUAGGACCUCCAAGGAGCUCCUCUCACAUCCACAUGGAUUCACAGCUGACACACAACCAUCAGCUAAGUCCAGGAUUUUACAUUUUCCUCAUGUUGGCUGAAAUUAUUGUAUGACUUUAUAUUUUUACUACUCUGAGCAUGAAAAGACCAAAAACAUUAUUUCAAUAAUUCUGUAAUUUGCUUGUUUACAAUGGAGGAUUUUGCUUCUUUCAUCCAAAUUUCAUGUCCUUUUGUAAAUAAUGAUUUUGGUUAUUUUGUAUGAAUUUUAUUUUUACAUUCUGUGAUUAAGGCUCGGGUAGGUAACAUUAGAAGAACCAGUAAUAGACGGCUACAUUUUGAAAGUAUCCAAGUGAAACAAUGGGCUCAUUACAGGCCUGCAACAGCCACAGAUACCAGAUUGUUUUUCUUUAUUCAGAGCAUUUGAGUUACUGACUGCUGUCAGGAUGUAAAGAGAAUUUAACCAAUAUAACAAAAGAUUCUUCUGAAAUACAUUAAUCUUUAAGGAUUUUGUUUAUUUUUACAAUUAAGGAUUUUGCUUGUUUGUAUGAAUUUGACUUAUUUUUGUGAUUAUGGAUUUUGUUUACAAUUAAGGCUUUUGCUUCUUUUAUAUACAUUUUGCUUAAUUUUGUAUUUACAGAUUUUGGUUGUUGUGUAUGAAUUUUACUUAAUUGUUUUGAUUUAGCUUGUUUGGUGCAAAUUUAGCUUAAAGGUCCAGUGUGUAACAUUACGGAGGAUCUGUUAUCAGAAACUGCAAUGCAAUUUGUGCUUUGAUCCAGUGCAAAUCUGUUAUUUAAAAUCAAAUUAAUAUUAAACAGAUUUUUCUUUUAAUAGAAAAAGAACUUUGUCUACCUAUUAGGAAUGAUUAAUAUGUGAAAUCAAACAUUUAGAUUUUGUGGUGUGUAGCCACAGGUCUGAUGAUGACAUGACUGAAGUAUUUCCUCCUCAUUUUAAUACAGAUAUUAAUGUCACUGAGUCAUGUAGAUGGUAGGAUUAUUAGUAUUACUGCUGUGUAUGUAUAUAUUUGUUUUUGUUCUUUUUUAUUUCACACUUGCCUUGGUAAUGUAAACUUCGGUUUCCCAUUCAAAUAAAACGCUUUUGAAUUGAA